Molecule: messenger RNA, 1392 nt
Organism: Clavispora lusitaniae ATCC 42720
Lineage: Eukaryota; Fungi; Ascomycota; Pichiomycetes; Serinales; Metschnikowiaceae
Gene: RPN5
Product: proteasome regulatory particle lid subunit
Cellular component (GO): proteasome regulatory particle, lid subcomplex; cytoplasm
Source: RefSeq, a predicted model, not a curated record
AUGUCCAGAGAAGAUCCUUUGAAAGCGGAAAAGGACUAUUCUGCCACGUUGGACGAGCAGAUUCCGCUCAUCGAAAAAGUGCCCGACUACAAACAGGCCAUUGACAAGUACUUGGUGUUGGAAAAACAGAUCCGCCAAUCCUCAGACUUGGCUCUGAGCAAACGGAUAUUAACCGCCAUAGUCGAUACUUUGGUCCAGAACAAUGACUGGACGUACUUGGAUGAGUUGAUCACCGUCUUGUCGAAAAAACACGGCCAGUUGAAAACGUCCAUCCAGACAAUGAUCCAGCGCGUGAUUGACAAGUUGCCCGAAUUGGACAGCGACAAUGCCCAGCAAUUGGAAACGAAGAUGAAGGUGAUUGAAACCAUCCGCACGGUCACGGACAAGAAGAUUUUCGUGGAGGUGGAAAGGGCCGUUGUUUCGAAGAUGUUGGCGGAGAUAUAUUUGGACAAGAAAAACGAUUUGGACAAGGCCACAGAGAUCUUGUGCGACUUGCAAGUGGAAACGUACUCGUUGAUGCCGUUUGAAACGAAAAUCGAGUACAUCUUGGAGCAGGUGCGCUUGACGUUGCAGAAAAAGGACUAUGCACAAGCCAAAGUGUUGAGCAGAAAGAUUCUUUUGAAAACCUUGACGGGCUUUGAAAAGGCUGACCAGUACAAGGCCACGUAUUUGGAGUACUUGUUGGAGAUCUACAAGUUUGAAAACGACUACAUCACCGUGGUCAAGAACUCGCUUCUCUUGAUGGAAAUCCCCUUGGUCAAGGAGUCGGAAAACUACAAGAGUUUGUUGGUGUCGAUCAUCUACUACGUGAUUUUGGCGCCGUACGACAACUACCAGAGCGACUUGAUCUACAAAAUCAAAGCCAACCCUGUAUUCUCCAAGAAUGUCGAUGCCCAAGUAUUCAAGUUAUUGGAGAUUUUCACCACAAACGAACUAAUCCACGGAGAGAAAAUCGACCAGGACUACAAGAGCCAGUACUUCAGCCAGUCGCCGGUGUUUGCCGACAAUGAAACCAACACCAAGAACUUGCAAAAGCGCAUCAUUGAACACAACUUGCGCAUCAUCAAUAAGUACUAUCUGUUCAUCAAAUUGGACCGUUUGGCGUUUUUGUUACAGGUGACCCCGCAAGAGGCUGAAUCUUACGUCAGUGAAUUGGUCAACAGCGGCAUGAUCAGGGCCAAAAUCAACAGACCCCAGGGAGUCAUCAAGUUUGAAAAGUUACAGCAUGACACAGCUGCAGGUGCUUCUCAGGUGACUAGCAACAGCGAAAACAUCAACGAGUUGUUGAACAGCUGGAUGUAUGACGUGGAUAAGUUGUUGGAAGAGGUGGAUAGCAUUGGCCAUUUGAUCAACAAGGAGGAGAUGAUGUAUGGGCUCAAGCAGAAGGCAUGA